This is a messenger RNA of Populus trichocarpa (black cottonwood), 4208 nucleotides long. Its product is annotated as disease resistance protein RPV1. Bases 107 to 3601 code for a protein of 1164 amino acids. NCBI's taxonomy places the organism in Eukaryota, Viridiplantae, Streptophyta, Magnoliopsida, Malpighiales, Salicaceae. Gene Ontology annotation, biological process: signal transduction; defense response. Gene Ontology annotation, molecular function: protein binding; ADP binding. The record is from RefSeq and is a predicted model, not a curated record. The transcript is spliced from 5 exons.
CUUCAAAUUUGUGAGAAAAUAACAAGCAAAUUAACGUCACUCCUCUCCAUACUCUUCAACCUACCUUUCCCAAUUUGCUAUAUAGAUUGAUAAAACUGUCCCAGCUAUGGCUUCCACGGACUCUGAGUCUCCGUUCUCUUCUUCGUCUUCAUCCUCUGGACAUAGAUGGAACUAUGAUGUUUUUCUAAGUUUUAGAGGAGAAGAUACCCGCAAGAACUUUACAGAUCAUCUCUAUACCGCCUUAAUCCAGGCCGGAAUUCAUACUUUUAGGGAUGAUAAUGAACUUCCUAGAGGAGAAGAAAUCUCUCCACAACUUCUCAAGGCAAUCGAAGGAUCAAGGAUUUCUAUAGUGGUCUUCUCCAAACACUACGCUUCCUCUAGAUGGUGUCUUGACGAACUUGUAAAGAUUCUUGAGUGCAGGCAAAACAUUGACCAGGUUGUUCUUCCUAUAUUCUAUGAUACGGAGCCUUCAGAUGUCCGAAAACAGACCGGGAGUUAUGCAAAAGCUUUUGAUGAACAUGAAGAACGCUUCAAGGAAGAAAUGGAGAAGGUCAACAAGUGGAGAGGAGCUCUUGCAGAAGCGGGAAAUCUAUCUGGAUGGGGUUUACACAAUGAGGCAAAUGGAUAUGAAGCGGAAUUCAUCAAAAGGAUUGUCAGUGAUGUAGCUUGUAAACUGGGAAACAAAACCUUGCACGUAGCCAAGCACCCAGUAGGUAUUUAUUCCAGAGUUCAGGGUAUUAUUUCUUUGCUAAAAGGUGCAAAACCGGAUGUUGGCAUCGUGGGAAUACAUGGGAUAGCUGGAAUAGGAAAGACAACAAUAGCAAAAGCUGUGUUUAACAAACUUUAUUUUGGAUUUGAGGGAAGCAGUUUUCUUUCGGACGUCAAGGAAAUAUCAGAUAAGCCGAAUGGUCUGGUUGAAUUACAAGAGCGCCUUCUUCAUGAUAUUCUGAAACCAAGAGUUUGGAAGGUCAGUAAUGUUUAUGAAGGCAUGAAUUUGAUCAAAGAACGACUUCAUCGUAAGAAAAUUCUUGUUGUUUUUGACGAUGUGGACAAAAGGGAACAACUGGAGGCAUUGAUGGGAGAGAGAUGCUGGUUUGGUGCCGGAAGUAUAAUAAUUGUUGUAACUAAGAAUAAGCAUCUGCUAACAGAAGUGGGGGUAGAUGGAAUGUAUCAUGCUAAAGAAUUGGAUCGAGAUCAGUCUCUUGAGCUUUUCAGUUUGCAUGCUUUUAGGGAAACCCAUCCAGCAAAGGAUUAUGAGGAGCUUUCAGGAAAGGUAGUUGACUACUGCAAAGGACUUCCUUUGGCUCUACAAAUUUUGGGUUCUCAUUUAUCUAUAAGAGACAAAGCUGGAUGGGAAAUCGAUAUUGCCCAUUGGCGAAAUAUUCCGCAUGAUGAUAUUCAAGGAAAGCUUAGAGUAAGUUUUGAUGCACUGAAUGUGGAUACAAGUGAGAUAUUCCUUGAUAUUGCGUGCUAUUUUGUUGGUGGAGACAAAGAAUAUGUAGCAGAUAUAGUAGGUGCUCGUUACGAUUGCCAUCCAGAAGUAGCUUUCAGAACUCUCAUUGGAAGGUCUCUCAUAACAAUCGACACUUGGAAUAGCUUAUGGAUGCAUGAUACAUUACGAAAGAUGGGAAGGGAGAUUAUUCGUCAAAGGUCGCGUAAUCAUCCUGGAAAUUGCAGCAGAAUUGUACUUCCCAAAGACGCAUACAAUGUACUCUCCAAGGAACUGGGAACAGAUGCUGUGGAGGGUCUGGCACUAGAUGUGCAAGAAUCUUUUAGCACAAAAUCGUUUACAAAAAUGAGACGUUUAAAAUUACUCCAAAUCAAAGGAGCAAAUCUUGUGGGAAGCUACAGUCUUCUCCCCAAAGAGUUGAUAUGGCUUUGUUGGUUUGGAUGCCCUUUGAAAUCUUUGCCGUCUGAUUUUCACUUAAACGACCUUGUUAUACUUGAUAUGCAAGAAAGUAACGUACGAAAACUUUGGAAGGGGACUAAGAUUCUUAACAAGCUGAAAAUCCUCAAUCUCAGCUAUUCCAAGUACCUUGAUGAAACGCCGAACUUUCGAGAACUCUCUUGUUUGGAGAGACUAAUACUUACUGGAUGCACGAGUUUGGUUAAGGUACAUCAAUCUAUUGGAAAUUUGAAGAGCCUUGUUUUGUUGAACUUGCAUUACUGUGACAGCCUAAAGACUCUUCCAGAAAGCAUGGGUAACUUAAAAUCUCUUCAAACUCUGAACGUUACUCAGUGCAGACAACUUGAGAAAUUGCCAGAGAGUUUGGGUGACAUAGAAUCCUUAACAGAAUUGUUUACAAAGGGUACUGCGAUUAAGCAACUUCCUACUUCAGCUAGAUAUUUGAAGAAGCUGACAAAGUUAUCAUUUGGUGGAUACAACAAAGUUUUCUACUCACCUGAUCUACCUUCUAAAUCUCGGUUUUCAAGAUUUUCUUUGUGGCUUUCACCACGAAACUGUUCUAGCUCCAACGCUAUGCUACCAGCUUUUUUCAAUAGUUUCAGCUCAUUGAAAGAACUAAAUCUAAGUUAUGCUGGUUUGUCUGAAGCUACAAGUUCCAUUGAUCUUGGGAGUUUGUCCUUUCUUGAAGAUUUGGAUUUGUCUGGAAACAAAUUCUUCAAUCUGCCUUCUGGCAUUAGCCUCCUUCCUAAGCUUCAAUGUUUGAGGGUUGAGAAAUGUUCGAAUCUGCUAUCAAUCCCAGAGCUUCCAUCAAGUGUCCUAUUCUUGUCUAUCAAUGACUGCACAUCCAUUGAAAGAGUAAGUGCACCACUUCAGCACGAAAGACUACCAUUACUGAAUGUAAAAGGGUGCCGAAAUUUAAUAGAGAUUCAGGGCAUGGAAUGCGCGGGCAAUAACUGGUCCAUUUUGAACUUAAAUGGCUGCAGCAAUUUAUCUGAAAACUAUAAGAUGAGUCUUAUUCAGGGAUUAUGCAAAGGUAAACAUUAUGACAUUUGCCUUGCUGGUGGUGAGAUACCAGAAUGGUUCAGCCAUCGUGGAGAAGGAUCUGCAUUAUCAUUUAUUUUACCCUCAGUGUCAGUUCCAGUUCCAGAUGGUAAUAAACUCCAAGCGCUCCUUUUUUGGGUUGUCUCGGCCUCCACCAAUGAAGCCACUCUAGCAACAUCACUUCCUCGGUUUGAUAAGUGUGUUGCUACUUUCAAAAAUAAGAGUAAUGGUAUUGAAUUGUUUGAGACGAUGGCGGCAGUUACGUUUGACAGAACUAUCACGAAGCAGUCUUGGAUACAGCGUAUACCGUUGAUUGGGUUAGAGGAAUCGCUGCAAGGUGUAGAGGAAUUGGAAGUGAAUGUCAAAAUAAGCGUAUAUGAUGUUCGAAAAUUACAGCGUAUACCGUUGAUCGGGUCAGAGGAAUCGCUGCAAGGUGUAGAGGAAUUGGAACUGAAUGUCAAAAUAAGCUUCUAUGAUGUUCGAAAAUGUUGGGUAGAAAAAUGCGGGGUACAUUUGAUAAUGGAAAAGAAUAAAGCAGAUUCAGAUCAGGAGAUUGAUAUUCAUGCUCCAGGCUCUGAUGAUCAGCCGUUGGAAAGUAGUUUGAUAAGAGAGUUGCAAAAAUGGAAAAUCACCAGUUGCAGUAAAUUUGGAUAGCAUAAAACAUAGAAUAUGUUUUUUUUUGUUUUUUUUUUUUCCAUGUUUUUGGAUCACAGGGUGCUGGAUCUGCGGUAUUGUUUUCUUGGCAUUUCAGACUGAUAAAUGAGUGACACAAACUUGCAAAGUCUAUUUCAAUGAGGACAAUGGAACUGUAUAUUUAUUUAUCACCAUUAAUUUAUUAAUAGUUUCUGUGCUUGCUUCGGAUCGUGAUUCAAGUCGGUCUCUUCCAUGUAGACGAAUGAAGGGAAAGCUAAACCUAGUCCACCAUCACUAUGAACCAAGUUAAUAAAAUUUCAAUACAUCAGUGAAAUUAUUCACAUUAUUUUGUGAUGGAUAAGAUACGUAAGAUAAGCCAGAUCAUUCGAUUGAAGAAUCAGAAAGGGAUCGUGACAUUGCCAGUCAAGAAGGAACAUGAGACAUAUCAGCAACAGCUUCUACUAAUGAGCAGUGGAAGAGUGUCUGACCACAUUGAUGAGUUGUGGAAAUGUCUUUGCUUUGCUUUGCUUUGCAUUUGUAGGAAAGGAUACUACGUACAAUUCUACAGUUGUAUUAAAUUUGUUACCUUUCUCUUUAAGACAAAGCAAAUCGUGACAAAUUAAAAGCA